AUGUCGAGCGAAGACGUGAUCGAGGAAAACAACGCGUUGUGGAAGUUGUUUCGACACGCCGGAGACUCGGGAGGCGUGUGUAGCGAUAUUUGUUUCCAACACAUUCUUCCGAGAUUGAAUGCGACUGAUAUCAAAUUCUUGUACGAGGUGAAUCCGGAGACGAGAAAGUUGAUUAAGAUAUCGUAUCGCGCGAGUGAUUUGAGAAGGAAGUUUGAGGUCGAAGAGAUGUCGUCGAUAUCGACUUUGGAAGUUGCGUGGGAGCAUUAUCCGUGGGGUGGUAGGGGUUUUCUGGGAAAAGAGAUGGACGAACCAUAUUUCUGCGAUAAAGUUGCUCGAACGAAUAAACUCGAGUUGCUCAAGUGGAUACGAGAGGAGAAAAAGUGCGAGUGGGAUGAAGAGACGAUUUCAAUCGCAGCACGUCAAGGUAAUCUAGAAAUGUUAAAGUAUUGCGUGGCAAAUGAGUGUCCUAUGUAUGAGGACGCGUGUGCAUAUGCUGCCAAAAACGGUCAUCUCGAGUGCCUCAAAUACUUACACGAAGAAGUCAAAGCGCCUUGGGCUUGGGGUACUGCCGCUUGGGCGGCUUUAAAGGGUCAUCUUCACAUACUCGAAUAUCUUGUUGAGCGUAAAUUUGAUCAAUAUAACGAAUGGGCGUGUGCGAAUGCAGCCGAGAACGGUCACUUCGACUGUUUGAAGUACUUGCACGAAACCGCCAAAGCGCCUUGGGACGAAGAAGCUGUACAAGAAGCGCACGAGAACAAACACACUGAAUGUGUACAAUACCUCCUCGACAACGACUGCCCAUUACCAGAUGGUUGGCGAUACGAACAUGGAGAGCUACACACGAUUUAA
This is a messenger RNA of Bathycoccus prasinos, 849 nucleotides long. RefSeq lists its product with no specific name. Bases 1 to 849 code for a protein of 282 amino acids. The record is from RefSeq and is a predicted model, not a curated record. The transcript has a single exon. Gene Ontology annotation, molecular function: protein binding. NCBI's taxonomy places the organism in Eukaryota, Viridiplantae, Chlorophyta, Mamiellophyceae, Mamiellales, Bathycoccaceae.